GUUCAUGAGAGAUUUCACACUGGGGAAAAACCUUAUGAAUGUAAACAGUGUGGCAAGUGUUUUAGCCAAGCAGGAGACCUAAGGAUUCAUGAGAGAUUUCACACUGGGGAAAAGCCUUAUGAAUGUAAACAGUGUGGCAAGUGUUUUAGCCAAGCAAGAGACCUAAGGAGACAUGAAAGAGUUCACACUGGGGAAAAGCCUUAUGAAUGUAAACAGUGUGGCAAGUGUUUUAGUGAAGCAGGAAGCCUAAGGAAACAUGAAAGAGUUCACACUGGGGAAAAGCGGAAUGACUGUAAACAAUGUGGCAAGUGUUUUAGCCUCAUAGGAAACCUAAGGAUUCAUGAAAGAGUUCACACUGGGGAAAAGCCUUUUAAAUGUAAACAGUGUGGCAAGUGUUUUAGCCGAGCAGGACACCUAAGGAUUCAUGAGAGAUUUCACACUGGGGAAAAGCCUUAUGAAUGUAAACAGUGUGAAAAGUGUUUUAGCCAAGCAAGAGACCUAAGGAGACAUGAAAGAGUUCACACUGGGGAAAAGCCGUAUGAAUGUAAACAGUGUGGCAAGUGUUUUCGUGAAGCAGGAAGCCUAAGGAAACAUGAAAGAAUUCACACUGGGGAAAAGCCGUAUGACUGUAAACAGUGUGGCAAGUGUUUUAUCCAAGCAGAACACCUUAGGAGACAUGAAAGACUUCACACUGGGGAAAAGCCUUAUGAAUGUAAACAGUGUGGCAAGUGUUUUAGCCAAGCAAGAGACCUAAGGAUUCAUGAAAGAGUUCACACUGGGGAAAAGCCUUAUGACUGUUAUCAGUGUGGCAAGUGUUUUAGGAAAUCAGGAGACCUAAGGAGACAUAAAAGAGUUCACACUGGGGAAAAGCCAUAUGAAUGUAAACAGUGUGGCAAGUGUUUUAUCCAAGCAGAACGCCUUAGGAGACAUGAAAGAGUUCAUACUGGGGAAAAGCCUUAUGAAUGUAAACAGUGUGGCAAGUCUUUUAGCCGAACAGAAAACUUAAAGAGUCAUGAAAGGGUUCACACUGGGGAAAAGCCUUAUAAAUGUAAACAGUGUGGCAAGUGUUUCACUCAUCUAAGAGUUUUUAAGAGGCAUGAAGAAGUCCACAUUAGAAAAAUGUUGCAUAAAUGUGACAGUAGCAAAGGUCCAUUUAAACGUGUGCUUCGUAAUCAUAAGAGAGCAGGAAGUAAUAUAAGGGCAGGAUUGACCAACAACACACUUCCACAGAGAGAGACUAGAAACAGUAGUAUAAAAGACCAGCAACUGGACAUUACUGAGAAACACAGCUGUUGGAUUUGUCAAGAGGAGAUGAGAAGUGAAUCUCUUCUUCUUCAACAUUAUGAAAACCAUAUG
Molecule: messenger RNA, 1356 nt
Organism: Porites evermanni
Lineage: Eukaryota; Metazoa; Cnidaria; Anthozoa; Scleractinia; Poritidae
Source: the annotation of a GenBank genome assembly